Teleopsis dalmanni is the source of this 1041-nucleotide messenger RNA. Its product is annotated as omega-amidase NIT2. The coding region runs from base 49 to 885 and encodes 278 amino acids. The record is from RefSeq and is a predicted model, not a curated record. Gene Ontology annotation, biological process: oxaloacetate metabolic process; L-glutamine metabolic process. Gene Ontology annotation, molecular function: omega-amidase activity. NCBI's taxonomy places the organism in Eukaryota, Metazoa, Arthropoda, Insecta, Diptera, Diopsidae. Gene Ontology annotation, cellular component: mitochondrion. The transcript is spliced from 5 exons.
GCACUUUUGUUUAUUAAUUAUUCAACAUUAAUUAAAUAUUUAAAAGAUAUGUCGAACAUAAUGAGAAUGGUUUUGCUGCAGCUGAAAGGCACGAAGAACAAAAUAGCUACGGUGCAAAAUGCAGUGAGUAAAAUCGAGGAAGCUGUCUGUGAACAUAAACCACGUUUAAUAACAUUACCAGAAUGCUUUAAUUGUCCAUAUGGUACAAAAUAUUUUGAAGAAUAUUCAGAGUCCAUACCGGAUGGAUAUACUUCCCAAAAACUAUCAGAAGCAGCAAAACAACAUAAUGUUUAUAUUGUUGGUGGCACGAUACCGGAAAAGGCUGAUGAUAAUGCCAUUUACAAUACGUGUACUGUAUGGGAUCCUUCUGGAAAUUUAAUAGCCAAACAUCGUAAAAUGCAUCUUUUUGAUAUUGAUAUUAAGGGAUUAAUGACUUUUAAAGAAUCUGAAACAUUAACAGCAGGCAAUGAGUUUACAACGAUUGAAAUUGAUGGUCAUAAAAUUGGUAUUGGCAUUUGCUAUGAUAUACGUUUUGAGGAAAUGGCCAGAAUUUAUAGAAAUGAAGGUUGUGAGAUGAUUAUUUACCCAGGUGCAUUCAAUAUGACUACUGGACCGUUACAUUGGGAAUUGUUGCAAAGAGCACGUGCUAAUGAUAAUCAACUUUUUGUGGUGACUACAUCACCAGCUCGUGAUGAAUCUGCAGAUUAUAUUGCUUAUGGACAUUCAAUGGUAGUUGAUCCCUGGGCAAAGAUUGUAAGCAGUGCAAAAGAAGGUGAAGAAUCGGUUGUAGCUGAUAUCGAUUUUUCAUUGGUGGAAAAAGUUCGGCAACAAAUUCCCACAUUUUCUCAAAGACGUUUGGAUCUAUACUGCACUGUAAAAAAAUGAUCUUACGGUAGAAAUACUUCAAAGUACAGGAAUUAUAUGCAUUUAUCGUUAUUAGAAAUGGUUUUCUUAAUUUGUUAACAUUUUUAUUGUACUUUAAUAUAUCUUGAAGACUAUUUUGUGUUUAUAUUAUAUACUAUAUAUAAAUUAUAUAUAUAA